Messenger RNA from Cornus florida, 3279 nucleotides. RefSeq names its product endoglucanase 16. Gene Ontology annotation, molecular function: hydrolase activity, hydrolyzing O-glycosyl compounds. The transcript is spliced from 8 exons. Gene Ontology annotation, biological process: carbohydrate metabolic process. Lineage: Eukaryota; Viridiplantae; Streptophyta; Magnoliopsida; Cornales; Cornaceae. The coding region runs from base 1562 to 3025 and encodes 487 amino acids. The record is from RefSeq and is a predicted model, not a curated record.
CCCCAAGGGAUUAUAAUUUGAAAUGUAUUUUAUCAUCUUUUCUUUUACUUUUCUGGUGAUGAGAUUGAGGAUUGUCUCCACAUCCUGCAGAGAUGACUAAUCUCCAUAAAUACAUGGAGCACCCCCAGUUCUAUCUGGUAAGUUCAGUAUAUGACAUUUGAGACCUCUCUGGCUCGAGACGGACUCAGAUUCCCUACAUGUUGAGGUUAACUUGAAAUGUAGGUAACUCGUGUCCAGCAUUAAAUUUUUGUAGGUCAGGGAUUUAUUGAAGAUAUGGCAUUAUAUAGAGUUGAAUGGCAAAAUAUAGUUACAUAAUUCCUGUAGUUAAUAGUUGGGACUAGGCUUUCUGGAGCCGAGUAGAAUACCUUUUGAUUUAGACAGGAGGAACUAUUUCUAUUUCUGGAGCUCAGUAAAAUUUCCAUGAUGAAAAAAAUAAAUAAAUAAAAAAGGGUGCAGAUCUCAUGUUUGCGAGUGUGAGAAUAGGUGAAUUAAGUUGAAGAUGAAAGUGUAUUUUGAAAUUUCAAACAAAUGGAAUUGGACGUUAAAAAUGACUAUUUAAGACAACAUUUAAAGUUUUAAAUUCUCACUUUUCAUAUAUGUAUCUAUAUAUAUAUUCGAAACUAGUUUAGCAGUAGUAGUCUUUGCAUGAUAUAAGCAUAGUUUUCAGCAUAGUUUUCACAUGCAGAGAGUCAGGUGUCCUCCAUAAUUAUACAGUUAAAAAAAAGUCACAAGAAAAGUUAAAAAAAAGUCACAAGAAAAUUUCGUAACAGUCUUUACCAUUUAUUGGAAAAGCAGACUUUUUAAAGUUAUAAAUUAUCACUUUUCAUAUAUAUAUGUACAUGUAUAGGGUUAUUAUUAUUAUUUGAAUGUAUUUGAACAAAUUUGGACUCUCUAGUGUUUCAAUUUCUAUACAUAGGCUAGAGUUUGAAUGCCGAACAUGUCAAUUUUUCAACAUUUAAAUUCAUUUCAGUAUUGAGAGCUAAAUACGUAGGCCAGAGAGUUUCGAUUGAUUAUUGGGGUAUGUUUUGGAAAAUAAAAAUAAAAAAAAUUAAAAAUCAAUAUGCAGCAUAAGCAUUAAAAAAAAAAUGCUCUGGUGGGAAUUAAUUCAUUAGCGACAUUGAUUGGUUUAGCAACAUUUUUGCGGACAGAUAUAGGGGCUGAGGUUAGAGUUGGUUCUGCAGAAAAGAAUUUCACAAUAACAAACCUACCCAAUAUAUAUAUAUACCCUACAUUUAAGUAUAGAAAAGAGUAAAAAUAUCAUGUAACUAAAUAUGUAUCCAACCCUACAUUUUUCUCUAUUGUAUGGCCAACCAAACACACACACAUAUAUAAAAAGCUAAUACUUGGGCACAGCAAGCAAUUUCCACCCUCCAACUGCCAAUAACUAAUUCUCUGCUUCACAAAACCAUUAAACCAAUUAACCAGAGCCACUGAGAAGCUACUUGUAAUUAUUUUCAUUAUCUGAAACAAAUUGAUUUUUAAACAUGAGAAAUUAAACACAACAACAAACAAAAUCAUCAUCAAAUUAACUGCUUUAUGCAUUGGGUUUUCUGCUGGGUUCAUGGGAAUCUCUGCAAGAGCAUGUGCGGCCUCUGCUGUGGCAUGGUUGGUCCUCCUUGAAGGGUUUCUGGUUUCCGUUAACGGCGGCGGCGACAUUGAUUACAAAGAUGCACUUAAAAAGUCCAUUCUUUUUCUAGAGGCACAGAGAUCAGGAAAGCUUCCUUCCAACAACAGGCUUUCUUGGAGGGGAGAUUCUGCUCUUCAAGAUGGAAAAGAUGUAAAUGUGGACCUGGUUGGGGGAUACUAUGAUGCAGGGGACAAUGUGAAGUAUGGACUCCCCAUGGCAUUUACAGUGACUACACUUUCAUGGGCUGCUAUAUUUUAUGGACCAGAGCUCAAAGCAGCUGGGGAGCUACAAAAUGUUCAUGCUGCAAUUAGGUGGGGCACUGAUUUUUUCCUCAAAGCCAGCUCUAAGCGUAACCGCCUAUAUGUGCAGGUAGGAGAUCCAGAGCUAGAUCACCAGUGUUGGAUGCGGCCCGAAAACAUGCAAACGCCAAGAACUGUGCUAAGGAUUGACCAGAAUACACCAGGAACCGAGAUUGCAGCCGAAACUUCUGCAGCCAUGGCUGCUGCUUCAAUUGCCUUCAGAGGCUCAGACCGCGCCUAUGCUCGCCAAAUCCGUAACAAAGCCAAACUGCUUUUUGAGUUUGCCAAAAAAUAUAAAGGAACUUAUGAUGGAGAAUGCCCCUUCUACUGCUCUUACUCAGGCUAUAAUGAUGAGCUAUUGUGGGCUGCAACAUGGCUAUACAUUGCCACCAAGAAGCCCGUGUAUUUAGAAUACAUACAAGAGGAUUCCAUUAGUGCUCACGUGGCUGAAUUUAGCUGGGACCUCAAGUAUGCUGGUGCCCAAGUCCUCUUAUCUAAAUUGUGUUGGGAAGGGCAGAAAGGUUUAGAGUCAUUCAAGCAGCAAGCUGAGAGUUUUAUAUGCUCGGUGCUUCCUGAUAGCCCCUACCAUCAGGUUUUCGUGUCUCCAGGGGGUCUGAUUCACCUAAGAGAUGGGGCCAACACACAAUAUGUUACAGGCACAGCUUUCCUGUUUAGCGUCUAUAGUGAUCUGCUAGCCAAGUACAAUCAACAGGUCAAAUGUGGCGACAAACAGUUCAAUUCAGCCCAACUCAUGGAUUUUGCUAAGCAACAGAUGGAUUAUAUACUGGGGAAGAACCCAAAGAAAAGAUCAUACAUGGUUGGGUUUGGGAACAAUCCACCAAUGCAACCCCACCAUCGAGGCGCUUCUGUGGCCAAGUAUUCUGCAAACCAGGCAGUGAGCUGCCCCAUGAGCUUUGUUUACUUCUACAACAAAAAUAAUCCCAACCCGAAUGAGCUAACAGGCGCCAUCGUCGGAGGUCCUGACCGGUACGAUAAUUUCGUAGACCAGCGUUGGGAAUCAGCCAUGACUGAGCCAACAACCUACACCAACUCAUUAGCAGUUGGUGUUCUUGCAAAGCUUGCAAAGCAAUGUGUGUAGUUCAGUAGGAAUGCCUUAGCUGCAUGCAUGUAUGUAGAGUACACACACAGCUGAAUUGCCUCUCUCAUGCAUGCAACUAGCUCUUUAAUUACCUUAAUUAGAGAGAACAGAUAUUUAUCUAGUUUUUUUUUUUGGUUAAUGAUUUCAUCCUGGAAGCAGAGAAAGCAUGUAUGAAUGCAUGUUCUUUACUAUCCCUAAUCAUUGUUCUUCUUGUAUUUUCUGUCACCACUAAUAAAUUUCAUAUAUGUACUUUU